AUGCAGUGCCUGUGGUGUGGGCCUCUGCGCUGGACCAAGAAAUUCACACUGGAUGGUGCAGGCAACCCUGCAGUCACUCAAGAGAACCUGGCCCGGAGCCCAGGAGCGACCCCAGGAGGAGUGGGGGCGGGGGCGGGGGGAGGCCGCCGGGCGCGCUCCUGCCUCGGGCGCUGGCCCUUUAAGGCCGGCGUCCCGGGAACAAAGGCCCGGCCUGAGCACCGGCCUGAGUCACUUCAGUUCCUCCGCCCGCGCCCUCCCCGCCCGGCCCGGCCCGACCCGACCCCUUCCCACCCGGGACUACCGGCGGCUCCGCGGGGUCCGCCCCUUGCGCCCGGGGGUGUGCGGAGCGCGCGGGCGCGGUGGGCGCGGGCCUCCCCAGGCCCCUGUCGUCGUCUGGCUCCUCCGGGCGCGAGCCGGGGGCUGGCGGCCGGCACCCCCGACUCUGGGCCUCCCACUUUGGGCCUCAGUUUCCACAUCCACAAACCGGGGAGAUCCCUUUCUGGAGGCCGAGUGAGCGGGCUCCUCCCCAAAGCAAAGAGAACUCCGAGCCUCGGACUCUUCCCGUCUGAAGUCCGUGGGAACACCAGCUCCAACAGAUCAUUCUGCCCUUUCUUGGAAACAAGAUUCCAGGGAUGUUCUUCCAAAGGGAACCUUAGAUUUUGCGGUGGAACCUGUGUCCAGAUAGGAAGCCUACACACGGAGCAGGAGGACAAAAGUUUCCAGGUCAUAAGGACUCGUCAAGUGCCCAGUAUAAUGAACGAGGAAAAACCCAUCCCAGGGCACACCACUGUGAAGCUUGAGAACACUGGAGAGCAGAGAGAAGAAUCUAAAAAUUUUCAGACACGAGGAAGUUACUGGAAGAUAUGCACGACCAAAUCGAAGAGUAGAUCAAAGAAGAAGACACGGAAUCCACAGGCCUGUGGGGAGUGCUGCUUGGCACUAACCAGAACAGAGUGGACGGAAGGAAGGCACAGAGGAAGAACAAAGCCAUGAAGUGGGCGCAAGGAGAAAGCAGAGUCCGGAGGCCGGGAGAGUCCUCCCAGGCUCCAGCUCUUCCCGAGGCCCAGCUUUCGUGCCGUAGCUGGCCUUGUGAGACACUCGACAUCCUCGUAAUAAAUUCCUCU
This is a messenger RNA of Balaenoptera musculus (blue whale), 1124 nucleotides long. RefSeq lists its product as uncharacterized. The record is from RefSeq and is a predicted model, not a curated record. The transcript has 6 exons. The coding region runs from base 1 to 993 and encodes 330 amino acids. Lineage: Eukaryota; Metazoa; Chordata; Mammalia; Artiodactyla; Balaenopteridae.